This is a messenger RNA of Fraxinus pennsylvanica, 5838 nucleotides long. Lineage: Eukaryota; Viridiplantae; Streptophyta; Magnoliopsida; Lamiales; Oleaceae. The record is from the annotation of a GenBank genome assembly.
AUGGCGGAGAUUGUUCUUGCAGAACCCACAAAUGACAUUGCUAGUACAAGCUAUGGAAGAACGUAUAUUUCAAGUGAUACAAGGCCAUUUACAAGAUCACUCACUUAUGGGAGAGAACAUGUGCCUGAACCAUUUGAUAGUGAGAAGUUGCCUGUUACUUUGGUUUCUCAUAUUCAAAAAUUUCUUCGAGUGGCGAAUCAGAUUGAAAGUGAAGAGCCUCGUGUGGCUUAUCUUUGUCGUUUUCAUGCUUUUGAAGUAGCACAUAACUUGGACAGAAAUUCAAGUGGUCGGGGGGUGCGACAAUUCAAAACUGCUCUUCUCCAGCGGCUUGAACAGGAUGAAGAAGUUACAAUUAACAAAAGAAAGGACAAGAGUGAUUUGCGUGAACUAAGACGUGUAUAUCGUGAGUACAAAUACUUCAUCAUUGAACAUGGUGGAGAAUGUACUUUGGAAAAUAGAGAUAAGUUGAACAAAGCACAUGCCAUUGCACAAGUUUUAGACGAAGUAUUAACUACAGUUACCACCGCAGCGGGUUCCCAGGCUCUUGCAGAGACUGACAGUAUUAGUGCAAAGUCUGAAUAUUUUGUGCCAUAUAACAUCCUCCCUCUUGAUCGAGGAGGUGUCCAUCAGGCAAUAAUGCAACUUCCUGAGAUCAAAGCUUCAGUGGCUGCUGUUCGCAGUGUUCGUGGUUUACCCUUUGUGGAAGAUUUGAAACGACGAGCAGCUUACAUAGAUCUGUUUGAUUGGCUUCAGUUUUGCUUCGGAUUUCAGAAAGGAAAUGUAGCCAACCAGAGGGAGCAUUUAAUCCUUCUCCUUGCUAAUACCCAUAUUCGACAAACUCACAAGGAAGCAUCACCGUUAAAGAUCGGGGAUGGAGUUGUGGAUGGACUAUUGAAAAAGUUCUUCAAAAAUUAUAAGGAUUGGUGCAAAUUUCUGGGCAAAAAAAGCAACAUUGAGUUACCAUUUAUAAAACAGGAAGCACAACAAUAUAAACUUCUGUACAUAUCACUUUAUCUUCUCAUAUGGGGUGAAGCUGCAAACUUAAGGUUUAUGCCAGAGUGCCUCUGUUACAUAUUUCACCACAUGGCAUAUGAAAUGCAUAAUGUAUUGACUGGGGCUGUAAGCAUGAUUACUGGAGAAAGAUUCAUGCCAGCAUAUGGUGGAGGAUCUGAGGCAUUCCUUAAUCUUGUAGUUUCUCCAAUAUAUAAGGUUAUAAGUCAGGAAGCUAUGAAAAACAGAAAUGGAACAACUGAUCAUUCAACAUGGAGGAACUAUGAUGACUUAAAUGAGUUUUUCUGGUCUCCAAAUUGCUUUGAAAUAGGCUGGCCCAUGCGUUUAGACCAUGAUUUCUUUUGUGUACAGCCAUUAAACAAUGGUAAAAAGAAGAAAUCCUGGAUACCACUCAGGAAAAGUGAAGGAAAGAAAAGCAAUAUAAACGAAGAUGAAGAAAUGGGAACCCCACUGGAUGAAACGCGGAAGCCAAAAUGGCUAGGAAAGACAAAUUUUGUAGAGAUACGUUCAUUUUGGCAGAUUUUCAGAAGCUUUGAUAGAAUGUGGAGCUUUCUUAUUUUAUCCCUUCAGGCAUUGAUAAUUAUGGCAUCUCAUGAUUUAGAAUCUCCAUUACAAAUAUUUGAUUCAACAAUACUCGAGGAUGUUAUGAGCAUCUUCAUUACAUCAGCGGUUCUCAAACUAAUUCAAGCUAUUCUUGACAUUGCCUUCACAUGGAAAGCAAGAUACACAAUGGACUCUGCUCAACGUAUAAAAAAUGUGGUUAAGGUGGUUCUGGCCAUGAUAUGGACAAUUGUUCUUCCUGUAUUAUACUCUAGAUCUAGAAGAAAAUACACUUGUUACUCCACGCAAAAUGGUAGCUGGCUUGGAGAGUGGUGCUAUUCUUCGUACAUGGUUGCAGUUGCAUUUUACUUAACUACUAAUGCAGUCAGUAUGGUCCUUUUUCUUGUGCCUGUGGUUGGAAAAUACAUUGAGACCUCCAACACUCGAAUAUGUACAAUCUUUACUCUGUGGACACAACCUAGGUUAUACAUUGGAAGAGGAAUGCAAGAGAGCCAAGUAUCCAUCCUAAAGUACUCAUUAUUCUGGGUGUUGUUAUUCCUCAGCAAAUUUUCAUUUAGCUAUACAUUCGAGAUUAAACCGCUCAUAUCCCCUACAAGGCAGAUCAUGAGAAUUGGGGUUAAAAACUAUGACUGGCAUGAGCUUUUUCCUAAAGUGAAGAACAAUGCUGGAGCCAUUGCUGCUAUUUGGUCUCCCAUUAUACUUGUGUAUUUUAUGGAUGCACAAAUAUGGUAUUCUGUUUACUGUGCUGUGUUUGGUGGUGUUUAUGGAAUUCUGCACCAUCUUGGUGAAAUUCGAACACAAGGAAUGCUGCGAAGUAGAUUUGACACUUUGCCAUCUGCAUUCAAUGCGUGCCUUAUUCCAAAACAGAUAAAAGAUAAUAAAGACGGGAUCAAAAAGUGGAUCUUCCACCAGAAAUUUCUGAAGGCUUCAGGAAAUGAGAAGAAUGGAGCUGUGAAGUUUGUUCUUGUAUGGAACCAAAUCAUUAGCAGCUUCCGUGAAGAGGACCUGAUAAGCAACAGGGAAAUGGAUUUGAUGAAAAUACCUGUCUCAACAGAGUUAUUUUCUGGCCAGAUCCGUUGGCCUGUAUUCCUCUUAGCAAAUAAGCUGUCAAUAGCUCUAAGCAUUGCAAGAGAUUUUAAGGGAGAAGAUCACAAUCUUUUGAAAAGAAUUAGAAAGGACAAUUAUGUGUACUUAGUUGUCAUUGAGUGCUAUGAAUCUCUGAAGUGCAUGUUGGACAUCCUUGUGGUUGGUGACCUGGAAAGAAGUAUCAUUUUUGGUAUAUUGAAUGAGAUCGAGGAAAGCAUUGGAAGAUCAUCACUUGUUGAGGACUUACGUAUGAGUGAAUUACCAGCUUUACAUGCUAAAUGUACUGAGUUGGUUGAGCUUCUGGUUGAGGGGAAUGAAAGCCAUUACUAUAAAGUUGUGAAGGCAAUUCAAGAUAUUUUUGAGCUUGUAACAAAUGAUUUGUUGGUAAAUGGUUCCAGGACUUUGGAUUUGCUUUACACACAGCAAUUAGAGGGGGAAGAUACAGAAUUUUUCAGUCAGCAUGAACCAGAAUUAUUUGCUUCAAAGCAUUCUAUCCAUUUUCCUCUGCCGGAUUCUGGCCCUUUAAUGGACAAGAUUAACCGCUUUCAUUUGUUGCUCACCGUCAAAGAUAAAGCAAUGUACAUACCCUCAAACUUGGAAGCUCGGAGACGGAUUUCGUAUUUUUCUACUUCUCUCUUUAUGGAUAUGCCUAAAGCUCCAAAAGUGCGCAAUAUGUUGUCAUUCAGCAUUUUGACUCCGCACUUCAUGGAAGAAGUCAAGUUUUCAAAAAAGGAGCUUCACACAAGCAAGGAAGCGGUUCCUAUUAGCUUUUAUAUGCAAAAGAUAUAUCCAGAUGAAUGGAGAAAUUUUCUGGAACGUAUGCGAUGUGAAGAACUAAAUGAAAUCAAUGAGGACAAACUAAGAGAUUGGGCUUCUUUUCGAGGGCAAACUUUAAGUAGGACAGUCAGAGGAAUGAUGUACUGCAGAAAAGCCCUAAAAUUGCAAGCUUUUCUUGACAUGGCCGAGGAUGAUGAUAUUCUUCAAGGUUAUGAAUCCAUUGAUAGAGAAAAUGGUACGUUAUCAGCACAGCUUGAUGCCAUGGUAGAUAUGAAAUUCACACAUGUUGUUUCUUGCCAAAUUUAUGGAUCACAAAAAGCUUCUGGAGAUGCACAGGCUCAAGACACACUUGAAUUGAUGAUAAGAUAUCCAUCUUUGCGUCUUGCUUAUGUUGAGGAGAAAGAAGAGAUCGUGGCAGAUGGGACUCCAAAAGUUUAUUCAUCAAUAUUAGUCAAAGCCGUCAACGGUUUUGACCAGGAGAUAUAUCGCAUAAAGCUCCCUGGACCUCCAAAUAUUGGGGAAGGAAAACCAGAGAAUCAAAACCAUGCAAUAAUUUUCACACGUGGUGAAGCUCUCCAAGCAAUUGAUAUGAACCAAGAUAAUUAUCUUGAGGAAGCUCUCAAGAUGAGAAAUCUCUUACAAGAAUUUCUACGGGUACAAGGAAGGAGGCCUCCUACAAUAAUUGGCAUGAGAGAGCACAUAUUCACAGGAAGUGUUUCUUCUUUGGCAUGGUUCAUGUCCUAUCAGGAAACCAGCUUUGUCACCAUUGGUCAAAGACUUCUGGCAAAUCCUCUCAGGGUUAGAUUCCAUUAUGGGCAUCCAGAUCUAUUUGAUAGAAUAUUUCACUUAACACGAGGUGGAAUUAGCAAGGCAUCAAAGACAAUUAACUUGAGCGAGGAUGUCUUUGCAGGAUUCAAUACUACACUACGACGGGGAUAUGUUACAUUUCACGAGUAUAUGCAAGUUGGCAAAGGACGUGAUGUUGGACUCAACCAGAUAUCGAAGUUUGAAGCCAAAGUAGCAAAUGGCAACAGUGAGCAAACUCUCAGCCGUGAUAUAUACCGACUUGGACGUCGAUUUGACUUCUUUCGGAUGCUUUCUUGUUAUUUUACUACGAUUGGCUUUUAUUUUAACAGCUUGAUUUCAGUUAUUGGAGUAUAUGUAUUCCUUUAUGGACAGCUUUACCUUGUACUUAGUGGUCUACAAAGAGCACUGCUCCUCGAGGCCAGAGUGAAAAAUAUUGAAUCUUUAGAAACAGCAUUGGCUUCUCAGUCAUUUAUCCAGCUUGGGCUCUUAACGGGUUUACCGAUGGUUGUAGAGAUUGGACUGGAGAGAGGAUUUCUUACUGCCCUUAAAGAUUUUGUUCUCAUGCAACUUCAGCUUGCUUCCGUUUUCUUUACUUUUUCUUAUGGAACAAAAUCUCAUUAUUAUGGUCGAACAAUUCUUCACGGGGGUGCCAAGUAUAUACCCACUGGACGUAAGGUGGUGGUCUUUCAUGCAAGUUUUACUGAAAACUACAGACUGUAUUCGCGAAGUCAUUUUGUGAAAGGAUUUGAGCUGCUGCUACUACUAAUUGUUUAUGAUUUGUUUAGACGGUCCUACCAGAGUAGCAUGGCAUAUGUGUUGAUAACAUAUGCUAUUUGGUUCAUGUCGUUGACUUGGCUGUUUGCACCAUUUUUGUUUAAUCCUUCGGGAUUCAACUGGGGCAAGAUAGUCGAUGACUGGAAAGAUUGGAACAAAUGGAUCAAGCAGCAGGGUGGGAUAGGAAUCCAACAAGAUAAAAGUUGGCAGUCUUGGUGGAAUGAUGAGCAAGCCCAUCUUCUUCACUCUGGGCUGACUUCUCGGUUAAUAGAGUUACUUCUUUCACUAAGAUUUUUCCUUUACCAAUAUGGUUUGGUCUAUCAUCUAGAUAUAUCUGGUCAGAACAAAAACUUUGUCGUUUAUGUGCUCUCGUGGGUUGUCAUCGUACUGAUUUUCCUCCUGGUCAAGGUUGUGAACGUAGGGAGGCAAUAUCUCAGUGCUAGUUAUCACCUCGCGUUCAGGCUUUUUAAAGCCCUUCUUUUCCUUGGAGUCAUGGCAACAAUAGUGGCUCUAUCAAUCAUAUGCGAUCUAUCUGUGCGGGAUCUGGUUGUUUGUUGUCUGGCCUUUCUGCCUACUGGUUGGGGCUUAAUAUUGGUUGCACAAACUCUGAGGCCUAAGAUUGAGGGAAUGGGAUUGUGGCAAUUUGCUCGGGUUUUUGCUCGAGCUUAUGAUUAUGGGAUGGGCAUAGUUCUUUUCGCACCCAUAGCGAUUCUGGCAUGGCUCCCUAUUAUUUCUGCUUUUCAGACGCGUUUCCUUUUCAACGAGGCUUUCAGCAGGAGAUUGCAAAUUCAACCAAUUCUUGCUGGAAAGAAGAAGCAUUGA